Folsomia candida is the source of this 1652-nucleotide messenger RNA. RefSeq names its product aquaporin AQPAn.G. Lineage: Eukaryota; Metazoa; Arthropoda; Collembola; Entomobryomorpha; Isotomidae. Gene Ontology annotation, cellular component: plasma membrane. Gene Ontology annotation, molecular function: water channel activity. The transcript has 12 exons. Gene Ontology annotation, biological process: transmembrane transport. The record is from RefSeq and is a predicted model, not a curated record. Bases 196 to 969 code for a protein of 257 amino acids.
CUACACGCAUACCGCUAGGCAAGCAAGUAUCUGGAAGAAGUCGGAACCACAAGUAAAUAAAUGCGAGUGCUUGGCUUGGGUUGGACCCCAGUCUCAAUUCUCUCUCAACGCCAGAAAGAGAUCAUCCGAACAACCCCCGUCUCAAAGCUACCGGUGGUUUAUAGUGAGUGGUGGUGAUAAAUUGAAAGAGUCAAAAUGCCCAAGAAAAUGGACGAAGUCUUCGGGUUGCAGGAAGUGAGGGAACAAAGGAUGCCUUUGUUUAAGGCAUUGGUAGCCGAGUUCUUAGGACUGGUGCUUCUGGUAUUUUUUGGAUGUGGUACGGCAAACGCUUGUGCAAGAGGAUUAAUUGACGGACGACCACUCCCACCCGAUUUUAUCACCUGUGUCUCCCUCGCUUUCGGACUGACUAUUGCUGGCACUGCUCAGGCUAUCGGACACAUCAGUGGGGGUCACAUUAAUCCUGCUGUUACUCUCGGGAUACUCGUUUCUGGAAAACUCAGUUUACUGCGAGGAGUGCUUUACAUGAUUGCUCAAUUCCUCGGAGGUAUCGUGGGUGCGGCUUUGCUGAAGGCCGUUGUUCCUGAUGCUGCUGACUGGCCACAAAACCACUUGGGAGCUAAUGGAUUACAAACUGGGGUCCAAGCUUAUCAAGGAAUGAUUGUUGAGGCGAUGGUCACCUUCAUCUUGGUUUUGGUAGUUUAUGGAUGUUGCGACAGCCGUCGAGAUGACGUGAAAGGUUCCAUCCCAUUGGCGAUUGGUCUCACCGUGACUUUGUCUCAUUUGCUCUCAAUUGGAUUUACUGGGGCUGGACUAAACCCUGCUCGUACAUUGGGCCCCGCUAUCUUGACAGGAAAAUUUGACGACCUUUGGGUGUACUUCGUAGGUCCUUUCCUCGGGGCAGCCAUUGCUGGAAUCCUGUACACCGUGUUGUUCAAGCACGUACGACCUGUCCCCUCCGAAGAUUUCUAAUCUCAAGUACUUCAAAGUUGGAUGUCACCAAUUUAUCUGCCAAUUUUUAAAAGAAGGAUUUAUUAGGUUAAGUAUGUGUACCGUUAAUUCAGUAUGAUCCAAUUUGUCACGAAGUGUAAUGUUUGUCAACGAUUUCCUUGAUUUACAAUUUUUAUAUUGAGCUGGAAUCUACAUAGAUUACGUCUCUGGUAUACUCUUGAUCUGAUUCCUAUUCUAAGUUAUUUUAGCAUAACCUAAAAUUUUACCAUAAUGAAUGAGUUAAAUGAAUGUGUGUAUGACAAAGUAGUUUGCACCUACUGCUUGAUUUGAACUAUUUAAUAAAUCCAGAUUGUUACAAAAUUUAAGAUAUCCAGAAUGAUUGAAUAAUGUAAUAGACACAUAAUUCUAUGAAAUCUUGAGUGUAAUACGUAUGUAUGUAAGACCUUAUUAUAUAAUUCUAAGAAAUGGCCAUAGCCAUAUCAAUUAAUCGGUUCAGUGCUUUAACCUGUAAUAUAUGACUAACUUUAUAUAGAGUGAAGAUUUUAUAUGCAUACAAAGUACAUAAUGCUUUCACAAAUAAAAAUAUAUUAUAUGUACGUAUUAUAUGUACUCAAUUUACAUAACUUAAGAUUAACUAUGAGUACCUUUUUACCAAAAUGGAUAAACCGAAUCGUGCAAAUAAAUAUAUUUGUCAAACACUUCAA